GAUCAUCACAUCGGCGUCACGACGCACCGACGUGCUGACGUCAUCGCGCAGAAUCAACAUGGACGACUUCGUCGCGGUGGAAAAGAGCCCGGUGAGAAUGGAGGAGAUGCCGGCGGUCCUGAUCUCCAGACCUCAGACGGGUCUGUCCUUCCUGACCCCUGAGCCAGAAGACCUGGAGGACCUUUACACCAGAUAUAAGAAGCUGCAGCAGGAGCUGGAGUUCCUGGAGGUCCAGGAGGAAUACAUCAAAGAUGAGCAGAAGAACCUGAAGAAGGAGUUCCUGCACGCCCAGGAGGAGGUGAAGAGGAUACAGAGCAUCCCUCUGGUGAUCGGACAGUUCCUGGAGGCCGUGGAUCAGAACACGGCCAUCGUCGGCUCCACCACAGGCUCCAACUACUACGUUCGUAUCCUGAGCACCAUCGACAGAGAGCUGCUGAAGCCCAACGCCUCGGUGGCGCUGCACAAGCACAGCAACGCCCUGGUGGACGUGCUGCCCCCCGAGGCCGACAGCAGCAUCAUGAUGCUGACGUCAGACCAGAAGCCUGAUGUGAUGUACGCCGACAUCGGCGGGAUGGACAUCCAGAAGCAGGAAGUCCGAGAAGCCGUGGAGCUGCCGCUCACUCACUUUGAGCUCUACAAACAGAUCGGCAUCGACCCGCCCCGGGGAGUCCUCAUGUACGGCCCCCCCGGCUGUGGGAAGACCAUGCUGGCCAAGGCCGUGGCUCAUCACACCACCGCGGCGUUUAUCCGCGUGGUGGGCUCCGAGUUUGUGCAGAAGUAUCUGGGUGAAGGUCCCCGGAUGGUGCGGGACGUGUUCCGGCUGGCCAAGGAGAACGCUCCCGCCAUCAUCUUCAUCGACGAGAUCGACGCCAUCGCCACCAAGCGCUUCGACGCCCAGACCGGAGCCGACAGGGAGGUGCAGAGGAUCCUGCUGGAGCUGCUCAACCAGAUGGACGGCUUUGACCAGAACGUCAAUGUCAAGGUGAUCAUGGCCACCAACCGGGCCGACACCCUGGACCCGGCGCUGCUCCGGCCCGGCCGUCUGGACCGGAAGAUCGAGUUCCCGCUGCCCGACCGUCGGCAGAAACGCCUCAUCUUCUCCACCAUCACCAGCAAGAUGAACCUGUCGGAGGAGGUGGACCUGGAGGACUACGUGGCCCGGCCCGAUAAGAUCUCUGGAGCCGACAUCAACUCCAUCUGCCAGGAGGCCGGCAUGCUGGCGGUGCGGGAGAACCGCUACAUCGUCCUGGCCAAGGACUUUGAGAAAGCUUACAAGACGGUGAUCAAGAAGGACGAGCAGGAGCACGAGUUCUACAAGUAGAGGGGGACCAGACGACGUCCCGGGGACCAGACGACGUCCCGGGGACCAGACGACGUCCCGGGGACCAGACGACGUCCCGGGGGACCAGGCCGGUAUCCUCCUCCGUUUGUCUCACUGUUUCUUUCUGGAUCUGCAGCUUUGGUUUCUGGACUAAAUUUACCCCCAGAGAUCGACCCGGGUCUCGGCCCGGACACGAUGCACCACAUGACGGAGUCUCCACCGGAUCGUUACGACAUUUGUUAUCUGUAUGUUCUCACUUAAAGAAUAAUAGUCCAUUAAAGCUGUUUUCCAUUUGAAUGAAA
Messenger RNA from Cololabis saira (Pacific saury), 1623 nucleotides. RefSeq names its product proteasome 26S subunit, ATPase 4 (gene psmc4). Gene Ontology annotation, cellular component: proteasome regulatory particle, base subcomplex. Gene Ontology annotation, biological process: proteasome-mediated ubiquitin-dependent protein catabolic process. The transcript is spliced from 11 exons. Lineage: Eukaryota; Metazoa; Chordata; Actinopteri; Beloniformes; Belonidae. The coding region runs from base 59 to 1321 and encodes 420 amino acids. The record is from RefSeq and is a predicted model, not a curated record. Gene Ontology annotation, molecular function: ATP binding; proteasome-activating activity; ATP hydrolysis activity.